Schizophyllum commune H4-8 is the source of this 1409-nucleotide messenger RNA. RefSeq lists its product as uncharacterized. Bases 111 to 1409 code for a protein of 432 amino acids. The record is from RefSeq and is a predicted model, not a curated record. NCBI's taxonomy places the organism in Eukaryota, Fungi, Basidiomycota, Agaricomycetes, Agaricales, Schizophyllaceae. The transcript has 4 exons.
UCCGACUUGAAAUGUCUUGUGUUCUUUUGUAUUUUGUGAUGGUCUGAUGGUUCCUUUAUAUACGUGCAACUGCUUUCUUCCAACCAUCGCCAUUGCUGCAACCAAGUUACAUGUCCUUCCCCUACAACGGCGCAUACUUCACUUUUCGCCUGGACCCAGAAGCAUCCCUACAGGAUCUGGAGGAUGAUGAGGUCACCCUAGCCGCUCGCAGAAUCACGCCCAAAGUCUAUGUGGCCUGCACGACGCAGACAAUUGGUGUCCCUCAACUCCCACCAUUUUACGAAACGGCGUACAUGGCGCUCGUUCAACAGGGUCUCCCACCUGACAAGCCGGAGGAGUUCCUCGAGUCUCGGAUGUGUGUUCCUAUCCGUCCCAACACCCAACAUCCAGAUGGUCGAAGAGCUGCCCAUUGCUGCCAUCCGCUGCCUUGGGAUGGGUGCUACCACGUCGCGCUGCAUCAUACGCGCGUGCGGAUCAAGACAGAAAUCCGGCCUGUCGACCCCCCUCAUUCUCUGGGUCCCGGUGAAUCUGUGGCGCUGAACGCUGUGCUCGAAGACGAUGAACGGCGACGAGAGUGUCUGCGCGAUUGUGCGGCGAGAGGAGUCGCGCCGCCGCCUGCUUCUCUUGGUGAAAUGGCGCUCUCUGCUAUCAAGCUUGCCAACAGCGAGGUUUCCGAUAUUCCUUAUUGGCAAGUCAGGGCCGCCGAACUACUAGCUGAGGACCUAGCCGACCCUUCUGACGAGGACGAUGACUGUUAUAUGAUACUUGACGAAAACUGGAAACCUAGUAACCCAUACUCCAGGGCCAGUAGCUACUCGGGCGAUGGUAGCUACGCCGCGUCCGGUCCUGCAUCGACUCAUUCUGGGGAUGGCGCGCAGGACGACGACGCGACCCCAGCCAGCGACGAUGUUGCGGAUGUCACAAACGACAUACUCGCUGCCAUCAACUACCAGUCGGACCUGCGCGACGUGUCCCCGGUCAUCGUUCCUCUCUCAUACGACUUGAGCACCUUGGACGCGCCUCCUUCGCCAACCGGAUUCAUGGAAGAGCUAGAAGCGAUCCGCAGGAUACGAUUAGAAUACGAAGAACGUGUCCGUCGGCUGAAGGUCGAAGUGCGACGUCGUGAUGACGAAUACAUGGCUGGCAUCGAAGCACGUCGUACUGAGUCCGCGAGCGUUCAGGCCUUGUCUGUGCCUAUAGCGCCUAGCAUGCCGACCAGAGAGUCGAAGUGGUCAAUCACCACGGGCUUCGUGCCCAUUGCCAACAAGCUGAAGUCACGCUUGGACAGUGUCUCUGCGCCAAAAGUCCUCCUCGUUGUCAAGCGAAUCACCAUCAAAGGUCAAACCAAGGAAACUCAGGGCGUUGACGCUUUCGUCCGUUUGGAAGCGCAGGAAGCCCUAGGACCGUAA